Labrus bergylta (ballan wrasse) is the source of this 1686-nucleotide messenger RNA. RefSeq names its product ADRM1 26S proteasome ubiquitin receptor (gene adrm1). Lineage: Eukaryota; Metazoa; Chordata; Actinopteri; Labriformes; Labridae. Gene Ontology annotation, molecular function: proteasome binding; endopeptidase activator activity. Gene Ontology annotation, cellular component: proteasome regulatory particle, lid subcomplex; nucleus; cytoplasm. The record is from RefSeq and is a predicted model, not a curated record.
GGAAACACAUUUUUCCGAUUGUUGACACAUCACGCGAACGCACCGCGAGCUUCGUUAAACGAGAAGAGAAGAAAAAGUUGUUGUGAAACUCUUCUGGUACAAAAUCAGUUCACAAAGAGAUCUAAAGAUGUCGUCAGGCGCUCUCUUUCCAAGCUUGGUGAGCGGCUCCAGGGGAAGCUCCAGCAAGUACCUGGUCGAGUUUCGUGCGGGUAAAAUGACCCUGAAGGGGAAUGUAGUGACGCCGGACAAAAGGAAGGGCUCGGUGUACAUCCAGCAGUCGGACGACUCCCUGAUUCACUUCUGCUGGAAGGACAGGACGUCUGGGAACGUUGAUGAUGACCUGAUUAUCUUCCCCGAUGAUUGUGAAUUCAAGCGGGUGAACCAGUGCACCACCGGACGUGUUUACGUGCUGAAGUUCAAGGCCGGGUCCAAAAGACUGUUCUUCUGGAUGCAGGAGCCAAAGACUGACAAAGACGAGGAGCACUGUCGUAAGGUGAACGAGUUUCUGAACAAUCCUCCGAUCCCUGGAGCUCCGGGCAGCGGAGGCGGCAGCGGCCAUGAACUCUCUGCACUCGGAGGAGAAGGAGGUCUGCAGAACCUGCUGGGAAACAUGAGCCAUAACCAGCUGAUGCAGCUGAUCGGACCAACGGGACUGGGAGGACUGGGAGGUCUGGGAGCUCUAGCAGGACCAGGACUCGCCAACUUGCUGGGCAGCGGAGGACCGGCCACCAGCAGCUCCUCUUCCAGCUCUCGUAGCCAAUCAACAGCAGCCACUCCGUCCUCAGGCGGAGCCCCCAGACUGAGCUCCACUCAGGCCCCGACCACCCCUGUGACUCCUGCUGCCUCUGCUGUCUCGCCCACUACUGUGGCCCCCUCCACACCAGCCUCGGCUCAGACUCCGGUGGUCCCAGCCUCUGUGGGAAGUCCUACCUCCCACCAGCCCAUCCAGCUCAGUGACCUUCAGAGCAUCCUAGCUACCAUGAACGUCCCGGCUUCAGCUGCUCAGGGACCAGCAGUGGACCUGGCGAGUGUUUGCACCCCGGAGAUGAUGGCUCCCAUCCUGACUAACGCUGAGGUCCAGAAGAGGCUGCUGCCUUUCCUCCCCAGUGGAGAAAGUUUACCUCAGAGUGCUGACGAGAUCAAGAACACCAUCAACUCUCCUCAGUUCCAGCAGGCGAUGAGUAUGUUCAGCAGUGCCUUGGCCUCCGGGCAGCUCGGUCCUCUCUUGACUCAGUUUGGUCUGCCGGCAGACGCUGUGGAUGCUGCCAACAAAGGAGAUGUGGAGGCAUUUGCGAGAGCCAUGCAGGGCAGCAAAGGAGACUCCAAAGAGAAGAAGAAGGAGGACGACGAGGACAUGAGUCUGGAUUAAGAGCUCAAACUGCCAAACCUCAACAGAAAAAAAAACACAUCUGUGAUUCCUUUUUUUAAACCUCACUUUAGUACCUUUUCUUUCCCCAUCUCUGUUAAAUGUUGUCUUUCACUUUCCUGCACCAAAGACGACACAGCACAGGGUUCAAGCGGAGCUGUUCUUACUGUGACAGCUGACCAAACAGCUCUGCUUUGUUGUUGUAUGACUGAGAUGAGCCUUAACUUCUUUCUGUUCUCACACCACAGUGCUUAAUCCUUCGGGCUAUUUUUUAGGUGAUUUACUCUUUAAUAAAAAAAACAUCACAGUGGCGAACCAAA